Empidonax traillii (willow flycatcher) is the source of this 4230-nucleotide messenger RNA. RefSeq names its product dynein axonemal heavy chain 11 (gene DNAH11). Gene Ontology annotation, biological process: microtubule-based movement. Gene Ontology annotation, cellular component: dynein complex. Gene Ontology annotation, molecular function: dynein intermediate chain binding; dynein light intermediate chain binding; minus-end-directed microtubule motor activity. The record is from RefSeq and is a predicted model, not a curated record. Lineage: Eukaryota; Metazoa; Chordata; Aves; Passeriformes; Tyrannidae.
AUGGGCAAUCUCAUAGCUAUGAAAGAGAGGCAGACAACUGCUGACGAACUCUUUGAACCUUUAAAAGAGUUGGCUGCACUACUAGAAAGAUGUGGACAGAAGAUGACAGGUGACAUUUGUGCCAAACUUUCUCUUUGUGGAAAAGCUUUGUCUGCGUACGUAGAAACCAAGCACGUUUUUCCUCGCUUCUAUUUUGUUUUUUCAGCAGACUUGCUAGACAUGCUUUCAAAAGGAACACAGCCAAAACAGGUAGCUCAUCAUCUUACAAUACUUUUUGACAGAGUUGCUGAUCAUAAAUUUCAAGAGAAUACAGAGGAAUCUAUAAAUGCUGCCCUUGGCAGAGAAAAGGAGUGUGUGCUAUUUCAUGACAAAUGCUAUUGUCUGGGCUCACUCUAUGUAGAGUCUUGGUUGCAACACCUUCAGGAAACUGUACACAAACAAAUAAGUCUCUGCAUCAUGGAGGCAAUAAUGGCCUAUGAAGAGGAACAGAGAGAAGAGUAAGUUUUUUACUACCCAGCCCAGACUAAACUCACUGCUUUACAAAUCUGUUGGGUUUCAGAUGUAGGAGUAGCAUUUGGUAGGCUGGACAAGGGCUUGGCAUCAGCCCCAAAGGAUUGCCACAAGAAAUCCUUUCAGGUCACUUGGAGAAAUGCUCUUGUUACCAUGAUGCUUUGAGAACUUUUAUUGGUUGAUCAUCAAAACAUGUCCAUUGUCACUGUAGAUGUUCAUGCCAGAGAAGUAUUAGCAAGCCUUUGAGCUCAGAAGGUCACCAGUUUCAGAUCUUUUACUUGGUUGUCAUAGCUAUGCCAUAGAUGGGAUGAUGUCCAGAAACACUGUUUUGCCAGCAUUAGUGAUGCUCAGUUCAUUUAUGAGCACUUGGGAAAUACCCCUUGGCUAGUUAUUACACCUUUGACUGACAGGUGUUAUAUUACUGUAGCCCAAGCUCUUGGCCUGAAAGUGAGUGUUUCUCCUGAAGAACCAGCUGGCACAGAUAAGACAGAGACCACUGAAAAUUUAGGCUGUGCCCUUCAUAUGAUGGGCAUCUUUAACUGUUCAGGAAACUUCCGAUUUUAUUCUAUAGAGAAUAUCUGUAAAGAUUUGGUCCAGACAGGAGCUUGGAGGUGCUUUGGUGAAUUCAGUCACACCUUGGUAGCUCAGUCAGUGAGGGCAGUACAAUUAAAGACUAUCCAUGAUACAAUUAGGAACAAGAAAAAGGAGUUUGUAUUUCUUGGUGAAAAUAUUAUAUUGAAGUCCACAGUUGGAAUAUUUAUCACCAUGAUCCUCGGAUGCGCAGGUCAGACAGAACUACCUGAAAACCUCAUAGCUCUGUUCAGAACCUGUGCCAUGGUUGUCCCUGGCAUUGAACUGAUCUCUGAAAUUGCAUUGGUUGCUGAAGGGUUUAUUGAUGCGUAUCUGUUAGCCAGGAGGUUUAUCACCUUAUAACCUCUCUGCAGGAAGCUGCUCCCUGAACAGCAUUGUUACGACUGGGGACUUCAGGCUAUCAAGUCAGUUUUGGUAAUUGCUGGGCCCUUGGAACAAGGAGACAAGAACAGACCUGAGGAUCAAGUCCUUCUCCAGGUGCUUAUAUGAAUCUAAAGAGACUUUAAUUGCCCUAAAAUAGUGACAGAUGAUAUCCCAAUUUUCACAGGCAUGAUCAGUGACCUGUUUCCAGCUCUGGAUGUUCCUAGGAAGAGGAACCUACAGUUUGAACAGAUGGGUAAACAAUCUACCCUGAAGCUUCAUUUGAAGCCUGAAGAGAGCUUUAUUCUCAAAGCUGUUCAGCUGGGGGAGCUACUGGCAGUGCCUCAUAUGUUUGACGUUGGGAAUGCAGGGACUGGAAAGAGUAAAGUGCUAAAACUUCCGCUCUACACAUAUGUGAACUGGAAAGAAAUACCUGUUUGGAAUGAUUUUAAGCCAGAAGUUCUGACAACUGAUUAACUGUUUGGCUUUAUACACCAUGAAACCUGAUAAUGGAAAGAUGGUCUCCUGUCAUCUCUUCUGAGAGAGCAAGCCAGUAUUACCCAUGAGGGGCCAAAAAGGUUAGUUUUAAAUAGAGGUGUAGAUCCUACGUGGACUGAGUCACUCAACACUAUUAUGGAUGUUAAUAAGGCGAUCUUUGUUCACACAUCUGAGACUGCACAUCUCCAAUAUUGUAUUGAUUUACUCAUAACAAAAGGCAAACCAGUCUUGCUUGUUGGAAGUGCCGGAGUAGGAAAAAUAGAGUUUGUAGGCAAUAGGCUUGGUGAUCUCUCUGAAGACCAACAUCCCUUUCAACUACCUCCACAACAUCAGCAGUGCUCCAGACCAAUCUACAUUGCUCCUAAUGGAUCAAAUUUUCACCAGGUUUUAAAAAUAGAAUGUGGAAGACCAAGUGUAGCUGCAGCCUUGGCUCACCUAUUACCAUUCUUCAAACGCAGAGCAGACCCUUGUUGUGAGUUGGUGAAAGCACAGGAAUUGCUGAGUAAUAUGCUUUCUAGGAACUUCUCAAGCUACAAUAAACUGCAUGCCUCUCUGAACCUAGCCUUAUUUGAGGGUGCCAUGCAGCAUGUGUGCUGAAUCACUUAUUUCCUAGAAUUCCCUAAGGCUUUUGCAUUUCUGAUUGGAGUAGGUGGUAAACUGAGCUUGUCAAGGCUGGCAGCAUACAUCUGCUCCCUGGUUUUCCCAAUCACACAGAAGAAAGUUUAUGGGAUACAGGACCUCAGGGUAGAUCUUGCCAGUUUGUACAUCAAGACUGGGGCCAAGAACAUGCCAACAGUGUUUUUGCUGACAGAUGCCCAAGUUCCAGAUGAACGCUUUUUUGUGCUGAUUAAUGACUUGUUGGCAUCAGGAAAGGUUCCAGACCUGUUCAGUGAUGAAGACUUGAAGGUCAUAGUUGCAGAGGCUAGAAAAAAAGUCUGAGUCCUGGGCCUGAUGGACAUCAGAGAGCACUGCUGGAGGUUUGUCUUGAGUAGGGUUGCACUGUGUAUUAAAAUUGUUCUGUGUUUCUUUCCAGCCAGUGCCGCCCUAUGAGCAUGAGCUCGGAAGUUCCCAGCCAUGGUUAAGCGCCCUGCUAUUGACUGGUUUCGUGAGUGGCCACGGGAGGCCCUUUGCUCUGGCAGCAGGAGGUUCAUUGAGGAAGCUGAGGGGGUCGAGGUAGAAGAUCAAAAAUCCAAGCUUCCUUCUCAAGAGGCGGAACUGCAACUGAAAAAUCAAGAUACUGAAGCUUUGAUUGCUAAGAUAGGGUUUCAGACUGGGGAAGUGAGCCAAGAAAAGGCCAUUGCAGAUGCAGAGGAGCUAAAGAUUUCAAACUGGAGUUUACAAGAGCUUUUUGAGUUUUACAACAUUAAGCAAAUAAAUGCCUUGAAGGUUGAUGACUCUUCACAAGAUUUAAUCAACUAUGAUAAGGAGCAUAUUCCUCAGAAUUGUCUGAAAGUCAUCAAGGAACAUUACUUGAAAGAUGCAGAUUUCAACCCAAAUUAUGUUCGUACAAAAUCCUUUGCAGCAGCUGGUCUCUGUGCCUGGGUCAUCAAUAUAGUAAAAUUCAUUGAGUGCAUCGAAAACUUCAAAGCAAAAAGAAAAACUUUAUGUGGUGGUAUCUUAUUUACUAGCAGCUCGUGUUUUUAUUUUGGACCCUUUUCAAAAGAAUAUCACUAGGAACUGAUGUGACAUUUCUGGAUUCCUUUUCUAGAGAAGGUUCCUUUUCCUGUGACGGAGGGCCUGGACCCAAUUGCCACAUUGACGGAUGAUGCUACGACUGCAUCAUGGAGUAACGAGAGACUGCCUGGUGAUAGGAUGUCAACAGAAAAUGCCACUUCUCUAAGAAACUGCGAGUGCUGACCUCUGAUGAUAGAUCCCCAGCAACAGGGAAUUAAACGGAUAAAGAAUACAUGCAGAACUGACCUUAAGUCAUACGUCUAGGACAGAAAGGGUAUGUCAACUUUUCUGAAGACCAUUGAAAGAGCUUUGGCUUUUGAUGAGACAGUACUGAUUGAAGACAUGGGUGAAUCUAUUAAUCCCAUACUUGAUUCCCUUCUUGGAAGACAUACAGUUAAAAAGGGAAGAUAUAUCAAGAUUGAAGACAAAAAAUGUGAAUUCAAUUUCUGUCUCAUCCUUCACACUAAGCUGACUAACCCUCACUACAAGCGAGAACUGCAGGUUAAGGCCACUCUCAUUAAUUCCUCUCUCACUGGGGACAGGCUGGAAGACCAGCUGUUGACUGAGGUUGCUAGUCCUGAAAGACAACACUUAUAA